Molecule: messenger RNA, 195 nt
Organism: Arabis nemorensis
Lineage: Eukaryota; Viridiplantae; Streptophyta; Magnoliopsida; Brassicales; Brassicaceae
Source: the annotation of a GenBank genome assembly
AUGGGUGGAUAUGGAGGAUCAAGAACUGUGUUUGGUAUUAUUCCUGUUGYUGAGUACUAUAAAGACGGAGCAGUGAUGGAGCUUGGAAGAAAUGGCGGUGAGAAAUGGAGGAUUGUUGGAGAUACAGAAAUACAAGUGAUCAUGGAACAAGACAAGACGAGUUGCAUUUGUAAUGAUCAUACUCCAUAUGAUUGA